AUGAUGCUCGUCGGUGAUACCUUUGGCUUCUAUCAAUUAGUGCUUAGAAAACAUUCAUGCAGGCUUCGCUACAUCCUUCAUCAAUUAAAUAGUGGUCAAUUACCGUUAGAGGAUCUGAAGCGAAACAUCGAAUAUGCAGCGUUGGUACUGGAAACUGCUUAUAUGGAUGAAACCAGGCGGAUAUGCGAUGAAGACGAUGAUCUGGCCGAAGUCACCCCGGAAACCGUCCCUGACGAGGUUCGAGAAUGGCUAGCAGCAACAUUCACACGACAGAAUGCUGGUAAAAAGCGAGAAAAACCAAAAUUCAAAUCGGUAGCCAAUGCAAUUCGAACUGGUAUUUUCUUUGAUAAGCUUUUCCGCAAACAACAAACCGUUCAAUGCCCAAUUCCUCCUGAAAUAUCCGAACUACUUAGGGAGAUCAAUUCGUGGUCUUUCAAUCCAUUCAAUUUGAAUGAGGUUUCCGAGGGACAUGCAUUGAAAUUUGUCGGAUUUGAAUUAUUCAAUAGAUAUGGCUUUAUGGACAGAUUUAAGAUACCUCUUCCCGCACUGGAAAACUAUCUACAUGCUUUGGAACUUGGUUACAGUAAGCACAAUAAUCCUUACCAUAAUGUCGUUCAUGCUGCUGAUGUUACUCAAUCAUCUCAUUUUAUGCUCACACAAACUGGUCUUGCGAACAGCCUCGGCGAUUUGGAAUUGCUCGCUGUAAUAUUUGGUGCAUUGAUUCACGAUUAUGAGCAUACUGGUCACACCAAUAACUUCCAUAUUCAAUCCGGAUCCACCUAUGCUCUUCUCUACAACGAUCGUAGCGUCCUCGAAAAUCAUCACGUCUCGGCUUGCUUCCGUCUUAUGAAGGAAGAAGACAAAAACAUUUUUAACCACCUUACCAGAGACGAAUACAGAGACCUGCGAAAUAUGGUAAUCGAAAUCGUUCUAGCUACAGAUAUGUCCACCCAUUUUGUACAAAUCAAAACAAUGAAAAAUAUGCUGUCAUUGCCGGAGGGGAUCGACAAAAACAAAGCAUUGUGUCUGAUUGUGCACGCGUGUGAUAUUUCGCAUCCGUCAAAACCAUGGGUACUCCACGAAAGAUGGACAGAAGGAGUGUUGGAGGAAUUUUUCAGACAAGGAGAUCUCGAAGCUUCCAUGGGUCUACCGUACUCCCCGUUGUGUGAUCGACAUACCGUACACGUGGCAGACAGUCAAAUUGGUUUUAUCGACUUCAUCGUCGAGCCAACUAUGGUCGUAUGUGGAGAACUGCUUACAAAAAUGGUUGAACCAUUAGUAUCACUUCCACCAAGUGACAGCCUUUUCCCUCCUAAUGGUGACCAGAACGAAUCCACCAGCCCUAGCGUGGCGCUUAGUCCUCUACCCGAUGCGAGAAAUUCGGCAGUGUCUCCUUCGUCAUUGAUUCGUCGUCUUCCAUUGAACUACUGCGGAAAACUUGACAUUCCUACACCAUGGAUGAAGUUUUUGCAUGAAAACAAAGCUAGUUGGAAGGAAAGAGCAGCUAAAGAAGAAGAAGAAAGAAAGCGAGCAGAAGCCGAGAAAGCAGCUGCUGCAGCGCUAGACAAUGGAGAUGCAAAAGAAAAUGGCAAGCCGUAG
Messenger RNA from Cylicocyclus nassatus, 1599 nucleotides. NCBI's taxonomy places the organism in Eukaryota, Metazoa, Nematoda, Chromadorea, Rhabditida, Strongylidae. The record is from the annotation of a GenBank genome assembly.